CGGGGACAAAACCAAUACCUACUUUUAAGUCAUUGGUGAUUCGCGGAGCAGCCAUUUUGUUGGUUGUCGAAAUUUUAUUGGGAAAGUCGCAGAACUUUCCCAUAAUUUAAUAUCUAAGAGUUUUAUGUUGUGAACAAAAAUGUCUAAACGGAGAAUUGAAGUUUUGGAUCCCUUUAUCAAAAGGAAAAGGGAGGAGAAAGCAGCCGCUGCUGCCAAGUCUGGGAGCAGCGGUGAGUCCUCCGAUACAACUCUCGCCACUCUCGGCACCAGUAUGCCUCCCACGGCGACCAGCACACCCGGAGUUAACCCAUUCACAAGUCUUCCCCUGUCACAACGCUACCAUGAACUCCUUCGACGCCGUCUUGGUCUCCCUGUUUGGGAAUAUAAGAAUGAUUUUAUGAGACUACUAAAUACUCACCAAUGUGUGGUCCUUGUGGGAGAAACUGGUUCUGGAAAAACCACUCAGAUACCGCAGUGGUCUGUGGAAUUUGCCGCAGUAACACUUGGCAAGUCGAAAGGCGUUGCUUGCACACAGCCCAGGCGAGUGGCAGCGAUGUCUGUGGCACAGCGCGUCGCGGAGGAAAUGGAUGUGGCAUUGGGUCAGCAAGUUGGCUACAGUAUACGUUUUGAAGAUUGUUCUGGCCCACAAACUGUUCUGAAGUACAUGACUGACGGUAUGUUGCUUCGCGAGGCCAUGUCAGACCCCAUGCUAGAACAAUACAGAGUCAUACUUCUAGAUGAGGCCCACGAAAGAACGCUAGCUACGGAUAUUUUGAUGGGUGUGCUUAAAGAAGUUAUAAAACAACGAUCAGAUUUGAAACUUGUUAUUAUGUCAGCGACACUCGAUGCUGGCAAAUUCCAGCAGUACUUUGACAAUGCACCAUUAAUGAACAUUCCUGGUCGUACGCAUCCAGUAGAGAUAUUCUAUACGCCGCAGCCUGAACGCGACUAUUUGGAGGCUGCUAUACGUACCGUGGUCCAGAUACACAUGUGUGAAGAGAUUGCAGGAGAUAUAUUACUGUUCCUCACGGGACAAGAGGAGAUUGAGGAUGCCUGCAAAAGAAUUAAACGCGAAAUAGACAAUUUAGCGUCAGAUGCUGGCGAGUUAAAGUGUAUUCCAUUAUAUUCAACCCUACCACCGAAUUUACAACAAAGGAUAUUUGAGCCAGCGCCGCCAAAUAGACCCAAUGGUGCCAUAGGCCGUAAAGUAGUGGUUUCUACGAACAUAGCAGAAACAUCGUUGACAAUAGAUGGUGUAGUCUUCGUGAUAGAUCCAGGUUUCGCCAAACAAAAAGUGUACAACCCUCGUAUAAGAGUAGAGUCCCUGUUGGUCUCGCCCAUAAGCAAGGCGUCGGCGCAGCAAAGAGCCGGCCGUGCUGGAAGAACGCGGCCUGGGAAGUGUUUCCGACUCUACACAGAGAAGGCAUACAAACAUGAAAUGCAAGACAACACUUAUCCGGAAAUUUUGAGAUCAAAUUUAGGAUCUGUAGUUUUGCAGUUGAAAAAGCUGGGUAUCGACGACUUGGUGCACUUUGACUUCAUGGAUCCGCCCGCGCCGGAGACACUCAUGCGGGCGCUCGAACUGCUUAACUACCUGGCGGCGCUUGACGACGAUGGCAACCUGACGGACCUCGGCGCCGUGAUGGCGGAGUUCCCGCUCGAUCCACAGCUCGCCAAGAUGUUAAUCGCGAGCUGCAACCACAACUGCUCCAAUGAGAUCCUCUCCAUCACAGCUAUGUUAUCUGUGCCACAGUGUUUCGUGAGGCCGAACGAAGCUAGGAAGGCGGCGGACGAAGCCAAAAUGCGUUUUGCACACAUUGACGGCGACCACCUCACGUUGCUCAACGUAUACCACGCAUUCAAACAGAAUAUGGAAGACCCGCACUGGUGUUACGACAACUUUAUAAACUACAGAUCACUGAAAUCAGGCGACAAUGUACGACAACAGCUCAGCAGAAUCAUGGACAGGUUCAAUUUGAAGAGAACUAGCACAGAGUUUACUAGCAAAGAUUAUUACAUUAACAUAAGGAAGGCACUCGUCAAUGGAUUCUUCAUGCAGGUGGCACAUUUGGAGCGCACUGGCCACUACCUGACAGUUAAAGACAACCAAGUGGUUCAACUGCACCCGUCCACGUGCCUCGACCACAAGCCCGACUGGGUCAUAUACAACGAGUUCGUGCUCACCACCAAGAAUUACAUACGCACCGUCACAGAUAUCAAGCCGGAAUGGCUGCUGAAGAUUGCACCGCAAUACUACGAGCUGAACAACUUCCCGCAGUGCGAGGCGCGACGUCAACUAGAGCUGCUGCAGGCGCGCCUCGAUUCUAAGGCCUACCAGGAGGGCUUCUAGCUGCAUUGCACCGCCUCAAUAAAUUAUUCAUAAGCCAA
This is a messenger RNA of Manduca sexta (tobacco hornworm), 2388 nucleotides long. It is a transcript of the gene Dhx15, whose product is annotated as putative pre-mRNA-splicing factor ATP-dependent RNA helicase PRP1. NCBI's taxonomy places the organism in Eukaryota, Metazoa, Arthropoda, Insecta, Lepidoptera, Sphingidae. The transcript is spliced from 10 exons. The record is from RefSeq and is a predicted model, not a curated record. Gene Ontology annotation, cellular component: intracellular anatomical structure; spliceosomal complex. Gene Ontology annotation, molecular function: RNA binding; ATP binding; RNA helicase activity. Bases 140 to 2350 code for a protein of 736 amino acids.